UCCCAAAAAAUAAAAUAAAAAAUGGGCAAACAUUCCGAGAAAAGCUUCCCUGAGACGCAUCAAGACGAUUCCCGAGUCACCCGACCGUCGUAGCUCUGCGCACUCUCCUGAGAGACAGUCACAGACGGAGAGAGAGAGGAAGAAGCCCGUCGAAGCCCGUCUGCUCUGCUCUGAAGAUAUUUGGAAGAGAGAGAGGCAGAGAGGGAGAGAAUGGCGAACCCGCCGAAGCCCUGGAAGGCGGAGUAUGCGAAGUCAGCUAGAUCGUCCUGCAAGACCUGCAAGACACCCAUAGACAAGGAGAAGCUCAGGCUCGGAAAGAUUGUCCAGGCCACCCAGUUUGAUGGCUUCAUGCCUAUGUGGAACCAUGUUGACUGCAUACUGAAGAAAGCAAACCAGAUUAAAUGCCUUGAGGAUGUUGAAGGCCUAGACUUGCUUCGGUGGGAAGAUCAACAAAAAUUAAGAAAAUACGUAGAGGGUGGUGGACCCUCUAGUACUGUUGCUGUUGCUGUUUCAGAAUGUGGCGUUGAAGUUUCAAAACUUUCUCGUGCUACUUGCAGGCGCUGCAGCCAAAAGAUUAUGAAAGGGGAGGUCCGUAUAUACACCAAGCCUGAUGGUGCUAAGGGCUUGGCAUGGCAUCAUGCUAACUGUUUCAUGGAAUCAUCUCCACCUACCCAAUUGGAGAAGUUAUCUGGAUGGGCUAGCCUUUCAGAUUCUGAUCAGGCAGCUGUGCGUGCCCUGGUUAAAAGGGUUCCUUCUUCUGCUCAAAGUGGCACAAACCUGGAGAUAAAAGAAGAUAGAGAACUCUUGGAAAAAUCUGCUUCUAAAGGUGGCUCUAAGCGCAAGAAAGAUUCUGGUGGUGCUCAGAAGUCAAAAGUUAUCAAGGCUGAAGGAGAUGUGUCUAUGAGCAGGGCUGCCUCCGGGAAAAAUGCCAACACUGCAGGGGAUGAACACGUGGAGGCAUCUGGGUGGGAGAGCAAGCUAGAGGCCCAAACUAAAGAACUGUGGGCUCUAAAAGAUGAUCUUAAGAAGCAUGUGACACCAGUGGAGUUGCGACAGAUGCUUGAAGCCAAUGGUCAAGAUUCAACAGGAUCAGAACUUGAUUUACGUGACCGCUGUGCGGAUGGUAUGCUGUUUGGAGCACUUGGUAGCUGCACAAUAUGUUCUGGUUGUCUUCGUUAUUCUGGAGGCAUGUAUCGGUGCCAUGGGUAUCUGUCAGCAUGGAGCAAGUGUUCUUACUCUACUGUUGAACCAAAACGCCUGAAAGAGAAGUGGAAAAUCCCUGAGGAAGCAACUAAUGAAUAUCUACGCAAGUGGUUUAAAUCACAAAAGAGCAAGAAACCUGCGCGGAUACUACCCCCACCGUCAUCUAACACAUCUCCCAGAAGUCAAUCUAUUAAUAGCCAAUCUCAAUCAUCAAAGAGUGAAAAUUUAGGGGAUCUGAAAGUUGCUUUUGCUGGAGUGCCUGACAAGUCCAUGGCAGAGUGGAAGAGCAAGAUAGAAGGAGCAGGUGGGCUGGUUCAUACAAAGAUCAAGAAAGAUACUAACUGCUUAGUAGCGAGUGGAGUGACGGAUGACUACAAUGCUGAGAUGAGGAAGGCAAGGAGGAUGAAGUUACCUAUUGUCAGGGAAGAUUAUCUGGUUGACUGUUUUGAGAGACAGAAGAAGCUUCCAUUUGAUCUAUACAAAAUCGAAGCCAUUGGUGAGACCUCCAGUAUGGUCACCAUCAGAGUGAAGGGGCGAAGUGCGGUGCAUGAAUCUUCUGGCCUGCAAGAUUCUGGUCACAUCCUUGAAGAUGGGAAAAGCAUCUACAACACUACUUUGAAUAUGUCUGAUCUAUCAACUGGUGUUAACAGUUACUAUAUUCUACAAAUAAUCGAAGCAGAUAAAGGUUCAGAUUGUUAUGUGUUUCGGAAAUGGGGUCGUGUUGGGAAUGAUAAAAUUGGAGGGAAGAAAUUGGACGAGAUGUCAAAAUCAGAUGCAAUUCAAGAAUUCAGACGUUUAUUCUUUGAGAAAACUGGGAAUCCAUUUGAGGCAUGGGAACAGAAACAAAAUUUUCAAAAGCAGCCAGGAAGAUUUUUCCCCUUGGACAUUGAUUAUGGGGUUAACAAGCAGAUGACAAAGAAAAAUCCAAAUGAUGUGAACAGCCAACUUGCUCGUCCAUUAGUAGAAUUAAUGACGAUGCUUUUUAAUGUGGAAACAUACAGAGCUGCCAUGAUGGAAUUUGAGAUCAACAUGGCUGAAAUGCCACUUGGGAAACUGAGCAAAAGUAAUAUUCAGAAAGGUUUUGAGGCAUUAACAGAGAUACAGAAUUUGUUACAAAGUAAUGCUCGUGAUCCUUCGGUCAGAGAGGGCUUGAUUGUUGAUGCCAGCAACCGUUUUUUCACUGUGAUCCCUUCUGUUCAUCCACGUGUAAUUAGGGAAGAGUAUGAUUUUAAGGCAAAGGUGAAAAUGUUGGAAGCGCUCCAAGACAUUGAAAUAGCUUCCAGAUUGGUUGGCUUUGAUUUUGAUAAUGAUGACUCACUUGAUGACAAGUAUAGGAAGCUUCGUUGUGAUAUUGCUCCACUUCCUCAUGAUAGUGAAGAUUAUCAAUUGAUUGAAAAAUAUCUUCGUUCCACUCAUGCCCCUACACAUAAGGAUUGGGCCCUUGAACUAGAAGAAGUUUUUUCACUUGAAAGGGAAGGGGAAGUUGACAAGUUUGCCCCGUACCGCGAAAAACUGAAGAACAGAAUGCUCCUUUGGCAUGGUUCUCGGCUGACAAAUUUUGUGGGCAUACUUAGCCAAGGACUGAGAAUAGCUCCUCCCGAAGCUCCUGCAACUGGCUAUAUGUUUGGCAAGGGUGUUUACUUUGCUGACUUGGUUAGUAAGAGUGCUCAAUAUUGCUAUACCAGUCGGAGCAAUCCUGUGGGCUUAAUGCUUCUGAGUGAAGUUGCACUGGGAGAAAUUCAUGAGCUCAAGAAUGCCACGUACAUGGAGAAACCUCCAGAAGGGAAGCACUCAACUAAAGGACUUGGCAAGACGAAGCCUCGGGAGUCAGAUUAUGUGAAGUGGAGGGAUGACGUUGUUGUGCCUUGUGGAAAACCUGUCUCUUCAAAUGUCAAGGCCUCUGAGCUGAUGUAUAAUGAGUAUAUUGUCUAUAAUACAGCGCAAGUGAAGAUGCAGUUCUUGCUGAAGGUUAGGUUUAGUCACAAGAGAUGAAGCAGCAGAGGAAAAUGCAUGUUUUUUGUUUUUUGGUUUUUUGGGGUUUAUUGUGCAUAUUUCUGUUGUUGCGUGAAGAACAUGAUUGAGACUUUUUGCGUUUGCGUCUUAUGGGACGUUGCACGAAUGCCAUCUCUCGAGUUCGUGUGGCACUUGUUUCUGUUAUCAUGAGAUCUCAUUUUGGGGUUUGUUGGGGAUCUUUAGUGUGCUUUUGGGUGCAAAUGACAUUUUGUAAAGUAUUGGAAACAAGAUGAAAUCCUUUCGUUUUUGUGUGAAAAUUUCAAAUGGUGGUUAUUGUCA
Messenger RNA from Malania oleifera, 3495 nucleotides. Its product is annotated as poly [ADP-ribose] polymerase 1. The transcript is spliced from 20 exons. The coding region runs from base 211 to 3195 and encodes 994 amino acids. Gene Ontology annotation, molecular function: zinc ion binding; DNA binding; NAD binding. NCBI's taxonomy places the organism in Eukaryota, Viridiplantae, Streptophyta, Magnoliopsida, Santalales, Ximeniaceae. Gene Ontology annotation, cellular component: nucleus. The record is from RefSeq and is a predicted model, not a curated record.